AUUACAGAGAGGAAAAUACCACCAGAUGGCGGUUUAGGAUUGCUGCUCUUCUCUCAAGGCGCGGUUCCGCUCGCACGGCCAAUUUUCAAUAUUAAAAUACGCACAAUAUUAAAACGAAAAUCGAUUUAUUAUUUCGGAAGGUGAUAAUCGAUUCGGCGAUGGUCGUUAAAGGGGCCAAAGAGUUUUGAGUGCCAGUGUGUUGAGUGCUGUCAGUCCUGGAGCCUCUCCUCCCUCCCUGCCCUCAGAGACCUCAGCCCCUCGGAGCCGGCGCCCCGUGCCUCUGCCUUCGGGCAUCACACACACACACACAGCCAGUCCUGAAGACACACACACGGACACUUGCACACCUCACCGCCACCCUCACCAAUCAGGAUGAUCACCUCGGAGCUCCCUGUCCUACAGGACUCGUCCAACGAGUCCGGGGCAACAGACACGGUGGGCUUGAGCAUGAGCAUGAGUGAGAUGGAGGACCCAGAGGGAAAAGGCAAGAAGAAGAGAGGGAGACCUGGGAAACAACCACCGACAUCCAAUAAAAAGCCUCGGAAGUCACCGACUGACAAAGGUGUGGCCUUGGCCCGAGGGCGAGGGAAAGCAAACGGUGUGGCUCAGCAUAACGGAGAAGGCGGAGACCCUGUGACGCUGUUCGAGGUGGUCAAACUGGGCAAGAGUGCCAUGCAGUCUGUGGUAGAUGAUUGGAUUGAGUCAUAUAAACAGGACAGAGACAUUGCUCUUCUGGACCUCAUCAAUUUCUUCAUUCAGUGUUCGGGUUGCAAGGGCACGGUGAGGAUCGAGAUGUUCAGGAACAUGCAGAACGCUGAGAUCAUCCGUAAAAUGACUGAGGAGUUUGAUGAGGACAGCGGAGAUUAUCCUCUCACCAUGCCGGGGCCUCUCUGGAAGAAGUUCCGCUACAACUUCUGCGAGUUCAUCUGCGUUUUGAUCCGCCAGUGUCAGUACAGCAUCAUCUACGACGAGUACAUGAUGGACACGGUCAUCUCCCUCCUCACCGGGCUGUCCGACUCCCAGGUCCGAGCCUUCAGACACACCUCCACCCUGGCAGCGAUGAAGCUGAUGACAGCGUUGGUGAACGUGGCGCUGAACCUGAGCAUCCACCAGGACAACACGCAGCGACAGUACGAGACUGAGAGGAACAAGAUGGCCGGCAAACGAGCCAAUGAGAAGCUGGAGCUGCUGUUACAGAAGAGGAAGGAGCUCCAGGAAAACCAGGAUGAGAUUGAGAACAUGAUGAACUCCAUCUUUAAGGGUAUAUUUGUGCACCGCUACAGGGAUGCAAUUGCUGAGAUCAGAGCCAUCUGUAUUGAAGAGAUCGGAGUGUGGAUGAAGAUGUACAGCGAUGCCUUUCUCAAUGACAGCUACCUGAAAUACGUUGGCUGGACGUUGCACGACAGGCAAGGUGAAGUGCGUCUGAAGUGUCUGAAGGCUCUGCAGAACCUGUACACCAACAGAGAGCUAUUCCCCAAGCUGGAGCUCUUCACCAACCGCUUCAAGGACCGUAUCGUGUCCAUGACUCUGGAUAAGGAGUACGAUGUGGCUGUGGAGGCCAUCAGGCUGGUCACACUCAUCUUGCAGGGCAGUGAAGACGCCUUGUCCAAUGAGGACUGUGAGAAUGUGUACCACCUGGUUUACUCCGCCCACCGGCCAGUGGCUGUCGCUGCCGGAGAGUUUCUGCACAGGAAAUUGUUUAGUCGUCAUGACCCGCAGGCAGAAGAGGCUCUGGCUAAGCGCAGAGGGAGGAGCAGUCCCAAUGGAAACCUCAUCCGCAUGCUGGUGCUCUUCUUCCUGGAGAGUGAGCUCCAUGAGCAUGCGGCCUACCUGGUGGACUCGUUGUGGGAAAGCUCUCAGGAGCUGCUGAAGGACUGGGAGUGUAUGACUGAGCUGCUGCUGGAGGAGCCUGUACAGGGAGAGGAAGUGCUGUCAGACAGGCAGGAGAGUGCGCUGAUAGAGCUGACGGUGUGCACCAUACGACAGGCGGCAGAGGCACAUCCGCCUGUUGGCAGAGGCACCGGCAAACGGGUGCUUACAGCCAAGGAGAGGAAGACCCAGAUCGAUGACAAGAACAAACUGACAGAGCACUUCAUCAUGGCUCUGCCCAUGCUGCUGUCCAAGUAUCAGGCGGAUUCCGAAAAGGUAGCCAACCUGCUGCAGAUACCGCAGUACUUUGACCUGGAUGUUUACAGCGCCGGGCGCAUGGAGAAGCACCUGGACGCCUUGCUGAAGCAGAUCCGGCUGGUGGUGGAGAAGCACAUCGAGACAGACGUGCUGGAGGCCUGCAGCAAGACCUACAGCAUCCUCUGCUCCGAGGAGUACACCAUCAUGAACCGCGUGGACAUCGCCCGCUCACAGCUCAUCGACGAGAUGACGGACCGUUUUGCGCACUCAGUUGAAGAGCUGCUGCAAGAGGCUGAGGAGGCUGAUGAUGACGAUAUCUACAAUGUUCUGUCAACACUUAAGAGACUCACUGCUUUUCACAAUGCCCAUGAUCUGACGCGGUGGGAUCUGUUUGGGAACUGCUACCGGCUGCUGAAGGCGGGCAUCGAGCAGGGGUCCAUGCCGGAGCAGAUAGCUGUCCAGGCCCUGCAGUGCUCCCACUACUCCAUCCUCUGGCAGCUGGUCAAGAUCACGGAGGGAGCUCCCAGCAAGGAUGAUUUGGUGGCUCUAAGGAGAGUGGUGAAGUCCUUCCUGGCGGUGUGCCAGCAGUGUCUGUCUAACGUCAACACACCAGUCAAAGAACAGGCGUUCAUGCUGCUCUGCGACCUGCUGAUGAUCUUCAGUCACCAGUUGGUUUCUGGCGGCAGGGAGGGCCUCCAGCCUCUGGUCUUCAACCCGGACAGCACCCUGCAGAACGAGCUGCUCAACUUCGUCCUGGACCACGUCUUCAUCGACCAGGACGAUGAGAGCCAGAGCAUGGAGGGAGACGAGGAAGACGAGGCCAACAAGAUCGAGGCUCUCCACAAGAGGAGAAACCUGCUGGCGGCUUUCAGCAAACUCAUCAUCUACGACAUCGUGGACAUGCCUGCUGCUGCCGACAUCUUCAAACACUACAUGAAGUACUAUAAUGAUUACGGUGACAUCAUCAAGGAGACGCUGAGUAAAACCAGACAGACGGACAAGAUCCUCUGUGCCAAGACACUCAUCCUCAGUCUGCAGCAGCUGUUCAACGAGCUGCUUCAGGAUCAGGGUCCCAACCUGGACCGCACCUCGUCUCACGUCAGCGGCAUCAAGGAGCUGGCCCGGCGCUUCGCCCUCACCUUCGGCCUGGACCAGAUCAAGACCAGGGAGGCGGUGGCCACGCUGCACAAGGAUGGAAUAGAGUUUGCAUUUAAAUACCAGAAUCCGCGAGGGCCCGAGUUCCCUCCCAUCAAUCUCGCCUUUUUGGAGGUCCUCAGUGAAUUCUCUUCCAAACUACUCCGGCAAGACAAAAAGACUGUCCACUCGUACCUGGAGAAGUUCAUGUCAGAGUCCAUGUCGGAGCGUCGGGAGGACGUGUGGCUCCCGCUGAUCUCCUACAGGAACAGCCUACUGACGGGAGGAGAUGAGGACCGCAUGUCUGUCACCUCAGGCUCCAGCAGCAAGACGGGCUCGGUCCGCAGCAAGAAGGGACGGCCGCCGCUGCACAAGAAACGCAUCGAAGAGGAGAGUAGUGUGGAAGGCUCGUGGAUGAUGCGUAAUGACACCCUACAGACACCGGGGGCGCUGCAGACCCCUCAGCUUACAUCCACUGUGCUCAGAGAGAACAGACCGGCAGAACACAUGCCAGACCCAGACUCGGAGCCCGGAUCAGAAAACGACUAUGUACACAAUCCUCAGAUGCAGAUGUCGUGGCUCGGCCAGCAGAAAAUGGAGGAGGUGAACAGGAAGGACCGGACGGGCAUCAACUACAUCAAGUCACGCAGCAACCAGGGCGUCAGACAGACUGUUCGUGGGCUGAUGGAGGAUGACGCAGAGCCCAUCUUUGAGGACGUGAUGAUGUCAUCGCGGGGCCAGCUGGAGGACAUGAACGAGGAGUUUGAGGACACUAUGGUGAUUGACCUGCCACCGUCAAGGAACAGACGUGAGAGAGCGGAGUUGAGACCGGACUUCUUCGAUUCAGCGGCAAUGAUUGAGGACGAAUCAGGAUUCAGCAUGCCCAUGUUCUGAUCUGGGACGAGGUAAAGUUCCUGAGACCAGGAUCCAAAUCAGGAGCAAAGGGAGGGGGGGUUGGGAUGUCUAACCCGAAUCGCCUGCCAAUCAGACUUUUGAGAAGAAAAAACACAAUGUCGAAGUACUUUUUCUCUUUCUAUAAGACAUGAUGGGAGGAUGUUUGCGGAGCGGGUCCAAUGACGGAUCGUGGAUCGGCUGGAUCUCGCCCCGGAGCGUCAAAGCACGGAUCCGCCGUCUUCUUUCAGGCCGGCCGGAGGAUCCAGCCCAGCACUCACAACGUCCUACAGAGUCAACUCACGACUAUCAAAAAGAGAUGGUUGCUCCUCUUCUUCUUCCUCCUCCUCCUCCUCAGUCCGUCGGAUCAGCUCUGUUAGCGGGCGCUGGCGGUGCUCUGGCUAAUCUUGCAGCCGGCUGAUUAGCGCCCGUGUGUCCGGUGUGUCAGGUUUUACGGUCCCCUUUUUUCCCACAGAUGUACAGUUGUUUGGUUCCGCCCCCUGUCGGCAGCACAGAGCAGCGCAGCACUCUGUACAGGCCCCCCCUCUUUUGGUGUCACACUCAGAUCCGUCUGGCUGUGCUCAGCUCAGAGGAUCUCAGUACAAUAUUAAAUGUUAUACUGUAUAUCUUUCCUCUUAUUCCCCCAAACCAACCCCACCUCCUCUCUGUAUGCCAUCGGAGUUCAUGUACGUGGUGCCUGUGGUGUGUAUACUGUGUUGGUCAAGGUGGUUGAUUAGAUGCUUGCACACACACACACACACACACACACUGACUGACUUUAGACUGACGUGGAGGAAGUGAUGUAAUUGUGUUGUGCGUGAAGUCGGUGAAAAGCGAGCGUUGUCAUUUGACGGUUGUUUGACAGGCAGGCAGUGAGCCACACCCCCAACCUCGGACAGAAAAAAGCCCCGUCCUCUCAGUACUGCACACACCACCGAAUCACGGCUUUUUAAAGUAAAACGGUUGAAAAAAAAAAAAAAAAAAAAAGAAAUAAAAAAGAAAUAAACAUAUUUUGAACUCUGUAGCUUUAGUACGAAAAUUUUAAAUCAAGUGUGUUUUUUUGUUUUUGUCUGAUGUUUGUACAGCUCUUUCUUGAAUAUGUAUCUCGUUCGUUGCCAAAUUGUGGCCUACUUAUAUUCCGGUCCCGAUCCCCCUCCUUCCUCUUCCGUAACUCAUAAUCUGAUGAUGAGCAAGCCAAGACUGUUGCUAUGGGUUAUGAGCUUAAUUGUUAGAUGGUUCAGUGUUACAGCAGAUUGUGUGUACGGUUCAGUCGCCCACUGUGGUUCCUUCCUGAGGGAAGCCCGCUCACUUUUACAGGUCAAACUAAGUCUUUUAGGUCGUACACCCACAAAUAGCGUUAACGGAUCCAGAAAACAACCCAGUUGAAGAUUUAUCGUCAGUGUUUCAUAUCCAGUGCAGCGAUGGAUCUGUACUGCUGUCUUGUGGGAUGGAUUUGUCAGCUGGUUCGAAUGUGUCCAGCCGUCGGCCGCAGCCCCGCGUCGGCUGCUCGCCUCCUCCAGCAGUCACUCUCAAGUUUUCCCUUCAGCUGGGGUUGGCAGUCCUGUAAAUAUCAGAGACAAUUGGAUCUAUUCCGCGGUGCAGUUGACAUCACUUGCCCUUAAAUGCUCUAAAAGCCUGUUUUGUUUUGUUUUUUUCUGUGAACUUAAAUUCUUUUUAAUAAAAUAAAAUCUGUAAUCGA
Myripristis murdjan (pinecone soldierfish) is the source of this 5851-nucleotide messenger RNA. RefSeq names its product STAG1 cohesin complex component a (gene stag1a). Gene Ontology annotation, biological process: sister chromatid cohesion. The coding region runs from base 373 to 4155 and encodes 1260 amino acids. Gene Ontology annotation, molecular function: chromatin binding. The record is from RefSeq and is a predicted model, not a curated record. Gene Ontology annotation, cellular component: cohesin complex; chromatin; nucleus. The transcript has 32 exons. NCBI's taxonomy places the organism in Eukaryota, Metazoa, Chordata, Actinopteri, Holocentriformes, Holocentridae.